Molecule: messenger RNA, 2565 nt
Organism: Drosophila eugracilis
Lineage: Eukaryota; Metazoa; Arthropoda; Insecta; Diptera; Drosophilidae
Exons: 7
Coding region: 229-2079 (616 amino acids)
Source: RefSeq, a predicted model, not a curated record
CAGUACCGACAGAGCUAGCGACGCGACCAGUUCCGAAACAUAACUUCACCGGAAAACAACAUUGCGCGAACCGUUACAUUCUUGUGCUGUGAGCGAUCGAACACACACUAAUACACUCACCAACGAAUUUCCCGCACAGUGAAGAGAUUUUCCUUCCCCAUUGAACUGUACCUCAAUAGUUGCGUAUUUGGAGUUUUGGAAAAGUGCACACAAACUAACUAAUUGGAAAUGCAGUACUCGAGCAGUUCGGAAAAUUACUCAUCCUCGUUGCGGGACAAGCCUUCAAAAUGGGGCAGGAAUGACAAGAACUAUGCCUAUAAGAAGUCAUCCUAUCAAUACUCAAGUUCUGGCGAUAAUAGUGCCUCGUAUCAGGGCAAAUCACCCGACCAGAACAUUGAUCAAUUGGAUGCCUUGCUGGAGGAUCUGAAGCAGGAACGUCAGAUUACUAACAGGGAUCGCGAUUUACUGCCCAGCAAUGGAACGACUUAUAGAACACUUGAACGCACUGAUCCCUCGGGCACUGUAACGAGGACUACGCGAGUGGUCACGACCAGCAAACACUCGGGUUCUGGAGGCCAGCAGCCCUAUAUCGAUGAUGUUGAGACCUUUAAUCCCACCGAUUAUAGCACCCUUCAGUCCACGGCCAAGUAUUCGAGCUUGAAGCGUGAUGAAUAUCAGACCAAGGAAAAACCAUAUACUCUGGCCCACUCCCCCGGCGGUGGACACUACGAGAGCAAGUCGAAAAUCUACGAGAGCAAUCGUACUAUUAACAACAAUGUGGAACUGUUGCCUGGAACCACCAAUCAGACAUUGACCAGCGGCACAACCAUCGACAAGGAACUGCAGGACAUCGCCUUGAGCGAUGGUAUCCUGCCUGCUCCGGGCACCAAGGUCACUACCACGGUGAGGACCUACACCUACGAAAUUCCGCCCACAGGACCUGGUAGCAACACCAGCACCAUUAACCGUACUCACACUCUGAACAACUCGAACACUUUGAGCAGCAGCUACAAACUCCACGAGAGCCACAACUCCAGCCAGAACUUCUCGCAGCUUUCGCCCAUCCCGCAUCAACAGCCGUCCCACGUGCCUCAGACUGUGGUAUUUAACAGGGAGAGCUACUCCACAUUGAACAGGCCCAACGAUCGUCCGGUGGUUAGCAACCAGUCAUACGAGAUUCGUGAGCACAAGGAGACCACCACUCGCGGAGUGAGUCCACAGCCUCGUCAGUUGCCCUUGGGAUCGGGUCCGGCAGGAACCCCACCAGGCAACCGUACCGUUAUCUACAAUAUCCAUAAGACGGAUCACGUGAACACAGUCAAUGAGCUGCCUCCACAGCAGCGCUAUCCGCCGCACAGUCCGGCUCACAGUCCCAACUACGGAGGACCUAACAGCCCACCGCUGCAGCCCGGAGUGAACCGUUAUUACUAUAAGGAGACGGAGACCUCAAACACAGUCAACAGUAUCCAUGGACCACCAAACGGUGGACCCUAUGAGCCUGGUCUUUCUCAAUCUGCACCCCUUAAACAGCUGCCGCCUAACAACGCGUAUCCACAGCAGCCAGCAAAUGGCAAUGGUUAUCCCCCAAAUACGACCACUUAUAGCUACAAGUACUCAUCGACCACCAACACAAACAACCGUCGUGGUCCGGACUAUGGUUCACCAUCUCCUUUCCCCGUAGAUGGUGUCGAGUAUCCAGUCAAUAGUAAUCCUCCUCAGCGAGUGGACGAUCUGAUGCAGUCCUUUGGAACUACCACUGAUCAUGUGGAUCGCGUGGACAUUGAGACUCCAGUACGCAAGCGCGAAAUCGAAACGGCUGUGGCCUCGCCCAACCAGCAGCAUGUGCCAUCCGUCAAUAAGGCUGGAAAGGAGGUAUACUAUCCGCCCGGACACGAUACCAUUGUCAUGAAGCGCGAGGAAAUGCAUGCAGGAUCUGCUUCAGGAGGUCGCUGGGCCAAGGGAUCUGGAAUGUAUGAGUACGAGUCCGGAUCCAAGUCAAAGACGAAAACCAAGUCCGGUGGUGCCGUGGUGCCCCUGUGUCUGCCCCUCUGCUGUGCCAUGCCUUGCUCCAUUAUGUAGAGGGCGUAUAUCGCCGGGCAUACCGUAUAUUGUAUAUAGGCUUCUAACGCUAAAUCCUGCCCCGCAUCCUUAAUUGCUCUCUACUUGUCGUCUAACCUAUGAAGGGUUUGCUUGUCACUUGCUCUAAUCGUUAUAUGCGAAACUUUAAAAUAUUCUUUACGUUAUUAUUGUCUAUGUAUAUAAUUUGUAAAACGUCAUCUACGGAUUUGCUCAAAAUUGUUGCUCUAGCAUUUAAAUUUUCCAUUGGGAUGGCCAAAAAUUUUAAUGGAUACCAAUUGUUUUAACUGUAAUUUGCAUAUCGCAAACCAAACACUAAUAAAUGAGCCAUGGAAUCCAAUUAUCCCUAUUAUUCGUUUUACCAGCGACCCCAAGUGCCCACUAAUCAUAAAUAAUAAUAGUAAUUGUAACCCCCGUCGUUACAGAGCCAUAAAUACUAUCUCUAAUACACGUAGUAACCCUAAUAAAAGCGAGAUCUAACAAACGAAA